AGAAAUGGUGUGUUGGGUGCCCUUGCCUCCAUUACUGCUUUAUUGUGUUUGUUAAAAAUCUUGCGACUGCAUUGGGUGCACCAUACUACUUGGCACCAAUAUGUCAUCUUUUAUGGAGCAUUCGCUGAGUGUGUUAUUGGGUCUGUACAUUGGGUAAUGGGACGCCUUCUACAAUUAGAUUUUGUGCUUCAGUAUCUUCAGUUAGUUCAGUUUCUUGUACUAUGCCAUUGGUACUGGGCCUUAGCUAGUCGUGCUCUACGGAAAGAAACACUUUUAAGAAGAUGCCUUGUUCCACUUCUUGCACUGUUGGGCAUCUAUUUCACAGUCAUUGCUAUAUUAGGUAUCAUCCAUAUUCAACCUUCCUGGACUGAAUGCAUGCAACCCUACUGGCUGGAACUAUCUGUAGUCACAGUACUGUUUGUCCAGCUACUUGUAGUUUCUGGUAUUUUCAUCACACGCAGAUUAAAUGAAAUCAGCACUUUGGAUUCAUUAAGGUGGUCACAGAAAAGAGACCUCUGGUGUUUAAUUGCAGUUUUUGAAACUUCUGCUUGUGUUACACUGUUUUAUGACUUGGCUGUUCAGAUCUUGGGUGACAACCAAUCUGGAUGCAGUGGUGUGUUUCUUCACACUCAAGAACUUUUUUCUCCAAUAUUUCUAUCUUUCAUGGUCCUUAAGCUGCUCUUACCAAUAUGGGUAAUGAUGUUUGUAUUCCAUCCGUUGCCUCCUGCUGGUGAUCAAGAAGAUUUGAUUCCUGCUUUCAGUGAAGAUGGAGCAUACUCUUCAACAUUUAGUGCAAGUACUGAGGACCAACAAUACAGACAACUCUACUAUCCUGCUGAGGAUUACCGAAGUGUAGACACACAAGUGAGUGUUGCACCUGGAGGUCACCUGACUGGAGCUGUUGGCACCAACAUUAAAAUCACUCAUUCAGCAGCCACUAACGUUGCAGCCAAUAGCAACUAUUUCAAGCAGACAUCUUUGGCUCCAAUUAGAGAAGAAAGUGGUUCUGUUUCUGUUGGCUCACUCACUGCCACUCAGAGUCAUUCAAUCAAUAAUGCUCCUGGUGUUCAGUUACAGGCUCCACUACCUUCUCAGCAACAAGACAUGCAAGCUCCACCACAGAUCCAGCAACAGAAUAUUCGGCAGCAGCAACUACAAAAGCAGCAGCAGCAGCAACAGCAACGUCGAGACAAGGCAUUUGUGUGAGCUGUUAUGUUCACAUGUGAAUUAGGAAAGAAAGAUGCUAAGAGAAAAAUUAGCUUUGCAUACUACUAGAAAUAUAAAUUAAAAUUGCUAAUUUUUCUUCUAUUAGUAAUUACAGUUAUAAUGAUGAUGACAUCUACAAGAAAGACAUCUCAACAUUCUUUAUUAUCUUUAGUAUUCCUGCAUUAUAAAUUCUGCAGAUUAAUUCCUACUCAUUUGGAAACAUGCCCUAAACAUAAUCUAUUCAGAUAUUAUCAUAGCUGCAUAUCUGGAUCAUUGCAAAGGAAUCCCAGUAUUGACUGUAGGACUUCUGUUUAUUCCACUGUUAUAUGGAAAAACUAUACUGCACAUUUAUCCAGUGACUAUUGCUUGAGACAUUGGAGAAAAAGAAUCUGCUUGUAUGCAUACAGUAUGUGAAAUAUGUAUGGCUUGUAGCAAUAAGUCAUACCUGUGUGCGUGCCUGUGUGUGAGAGAGAGUGAGCAUGUAUUUAUAUGUAAAUUAUGAUGUCUUGGUGGUUGUAACCACAAUUCUGUAAAAUAUAAACUGCACAUUCCCCACAUUUCUCAGUUGAAAAGGUUUCCUUUCUGUAUAAUAAUAUAUUAUCUUGAGUGGAACCUUUUCUAGCUUUGAUAUGUAUGCAAGCAACUUUAAACUUGAUUCCAAAGUUUUUACUAAAUGUCAAGUGUAUACUGCAUGUGCCAUGUUUUCAUUUCAGGACAUCCUUUUGUAUGCAGUUGAUUGAUGAAUCUGUACAGAAGUUCUGAUUUAAAAGGAAAACACUAAAGGCAUGUUCUAGUUUCACUGGUAUUCAGCUUUAUUAUAGCUGAUACAUUCCACACCAAUUAUUCACAUAUAUUUAUUCAGACAGAACAAAAAUAUCAUUGAAUUUUACAAUUCACUUUUUUAAAUGAUAUGUUUAUAUUUAAUGUUUUUCAAACUUUAUUAUUUGUAUAUGUGUAUAGACAUGAAGUGAUAUUACUGCUAUAACAAUAUCUUUAAUUUAUGCAUCACUCAAUCAAAGAAGGUUUCCAAACAAUUAAAAAUGCUAACUUUAGUGGUCAUUUAUCUCAUAUCUAGUAGCAUAUAUAUAAUAUCUUAUUUUAAUGUACAUUAUUGCCAAAUAUAUUGUCUGAGAGAUUAAAACAAAGUUAGAUGUUUCUAUUUUGAAAUAGGAUGACAAGUAUUUAUUUGGACAUUUAUCUUGGAGGUAACAAAACUAGUGACAUUAUGUUGAAAGUCAGCAAGUCCUCACUACAACUCUCUUAUUCGUACAAACAUUUGAAACUUU
Octopus sinensis (East Asian common octopus) is the source of this 2492-nucleotide messenger RNA. RefSeq lists its product as uncharacterized. The transcript is spliced from 9 exons. The record is from RefSeq and is a predicted model, not a curated record. NCBI's taxonomy places the organism in Eukaryota, Metazoa, Mollusca, Cephalopoda, Octopoda, Octopodidae. The annotation marks the transcript as partial.